This is a messenger RNA of Camellia sinensis, 1003 nucleotides long. RefSeq lists its product as uncharacterized. The record is from RefSeq and is a predicted model, not a curated record. Lineage: Eukaryota; Viridiplantae; Streptophyta; Magnoliopsida; Ericales; Theaceae.
CCCCCAAGGGGCCGCCAAACCCCUCUCUCUCUCUCUCUCUCUCUCUCUCUCUGCAAUGGCGGAUUUUUCGUUUCUGUCAGAUAGUAGUGAUGAGUGUGCAGUGGAAGAGCUCCUCAGUCAAGCAAUGGAUCACUCUGUUCUUGAACAGGUUGCCGCCAUUAACUGCUCUGGUUUCACUUCCGACUCUGUUCUUCCGUCUCACCUCGAGACUCGCUUCCGCAGGCUUAAAUCCUUACCAACAACAACCACAAAAAUGUCUCCCACUCUUGCCAAUCACAAGAACAACCCUUCUUCUUCAAGCUUCAAUUCACACUUUCCCUCUGUUAAAGCGAUCAAUCCCCAAUUCGAUAGCUCAGUUGAAGGAAAACCCCAGUUACAUUCACCGUCUGAUGAAGACCCAAAUGACCAACAACAGGUUUUGAAUCCGAAAUUGAGAUCUGGGUCUGGUUCUUCUGUUUCGAAAUCGUCGAAUUCAUCUGCUGGAAAUGGGAAUUUCUCACCUUUGAAGGAAAACCCAGGUGGGAAAAUGGGUUCGAAACCAAAAUCACGAUCUGGGUCAUUUUUAUCCCCUUCUGAUCCUCCAAUUUUUUUUGAUUCUCCAUCACCACCUAAGAAAACAGGUUGUUUCUGGUGUUCUCCCAAAAGGGUUUCCAGGAAAAAUAGCAAGGAAAUUGGACUUGAUGUUGAUUGGGGGAGGAAUAGCGAGGGGUUCCUGUCGGAUUUGAAUAUUUUUUCAGCGAAAGAGCAACAGAAAAUUCUAAAGAAGGCAAUGAAAGAGGAAGAGAAAAUCAAUCGCGAAGCUGAGAAAAUUGUGAAAUGGGCGAAGCAGGGGUCAGCGAGAAUGAAUAUUUCAGACAUUGAAGAUGAGCUAAGUGACAACGAGAACAACAAAUAAAUAUGGUUGUCAUGGCAUAACCUUGUUCAAAUUUUUAUUUUAUUUAAAUGUAAAAUAGUGGGCAAAUUAUAUAUACACCCCUCGAGGUUUGGUUAAAUUACAGAUACC